Molecule: messenger RNA, 1122 nt
Organism: Aplysia californica (California sea hare)
Lineage: Eukaryota; Metazoa; Mollusca; Gastropoda; Aplysiida; Aplysiidae
Product: cysteine and glycine-rich protein 2
Exons: 6
Coding region: 130-702 (190 amino acids)
Biological process (GO): sarcomere organization; muscle tissue development
Cellular component (GO): nucleus; Z disc; cytoplasm
Molecular function (GO): actinin binding; structural constituent of muscle
Source: RefSeq, a predicted model, not a curated record
AAAUGAAGGCCGGGUACCGGAUAGAGCAGUGUGCAAAGGCUGAAGAUAAUAAUAUACCCCGUCCUGUCUUUUCCUUCGUUCGUUCCUGAUCUGCCUUUGAGAUUGAGAAAGUCCGUGUAACCAUCAACCAUGCCUUUCAAGCCCAUUCAACAAGCCAAGUGUCCGAAGUGCGGCAAGUCCGUGUACGCCGCCGAGGAGAAGAUUGCAGCUGGUCACAAAUUCCACAAGGGAUGCUUCAAGUGUGACAUGUGCAACAAGUUCCUGGAGAGCACGAACGUGACUGAGCACGAGGCUAAGCUCUACUGCAAGCAAUGCCACGGACGCAAGUUCGGACCAAAGGGUUACGGCUUCGGAGGUGGCGCCGGGGCUCUGGGCAUGGACAAAGGCGAGAGGUUCGGAAACAAGGAAUGUGAGAUGGGCAACAAACCAACAGGAGACUCUUUCAGUGGUGCUGCCAGCUCCAGCACAGGACCCAAGUGCCCUCGCUGUGGCAAGACUGUGUACGACGCUGAGAGAGCCAUUGGCGUCAACACGCCGUGGCACAAGUCCUGCUUCAACUGCAAUGCUUGCCACAAGACCGUAGACUCCAGCACAAUGGCGAUGCACGAGGAAGAAGUCUACUGCAAGACAUGCUAUGGCAAGAACUUUGGACCCAAGGGAUUCGGAUUUGGUCAAGGAGCUGGCACUCUCUCUAUGUCAUAAAAAUACUGCAUAUUUCUCACUUAGAUUUAACAGUGAGAGUCGAGAGAAUGUUUCUCGGCGAUCUGGAAGAAUGGGUGAAUGUGCGCGCAGUGUUGUAUGUUUGUCUGGCUACUCAGGUCAUCUCAUUAUAAAACAUGUGUAACUGCAGCUACCAUACAGCUCGGCAUUCCGUUUCGGGAGUCGUCACAAGAAAUCAGAGGAAUGAGCAAAAGCGUAAGAAAUUAUUGGAACUUCUUCGCAAGAGCCAGGUUCUAAAAGUAUGAGAAGCAGAGCCAUGAUUUGAUCUAUUCUUGUAUUUAAGUAUAGACGAGAGCUGUCUCCUGGUUUAGAGUGAGCGUUUCGUAUCCCAUCUAAGGACCUUCUAAAAGUCCCCCACCUCGUGAUACACCAAAAAGACAUUGCUUAGCACCAAUGAGAAAA